Messenger RNA from Rotaria socialis, 1083 nucleotides. The record is from the annotation of a GenBank genome assembly. Lineage: Eukaryota; Metazoa; Rotifera; Eurotatoria; Philodinida; Philodinidae.
AUGGCUCAGCGCAAAUUAUUUUCGAUUUGUAAUCAACUGUUCAUGGGUUCAAAUCUUGGUUCACGCUAUCGUUGGAAAAAUUACCACUCUGUUGCUCAUGUUACGGGUACCGGUGGUAUGCAAAAACAUAUAGAAUCUUGCGGUAAAAUUUCAAAAAAUCGUAUUGAACAAAAAGAAGCUAAAAUAACACAGUAUUUUAACUCGUCAGAAAACAAAUCAAAAGAUCUUUCCAUUAAACAGAAAAAUAAAAUCACGAAUGCAUUAGCGGAAUUUGUUGUUCUUGAUGGAAGGUCCUUCGAAACUCUUAAUGGUUUAGGCUUUAUUAAUCUAAUCGAAUGCGUUCUUACUACUGGUCGUACUCUACUUGAAUCAUCCAAUAUGAACGCAAAUGACUUGAUUGCUGAUUCACGAACAAUAAGUCGUAACAUUGAUAAAAUGUAUGAAAAACGUAAAUCGCAAUUAAUAACUUUAUGCAAAUCUAUCAAAUCAUUUGUCAUCACGGUAGACUUUUGGAGCGAAAGGUUUACAGGGACUCAUUAUGCUGGCAUCUCUUUACACAAUGUCGAUGGAAAAUUUAAGCUUCACUCAUUUGCACUUUGUUGCAGAUCAUACGAACUUGAAAAUCAAACGAGUUUAAAUAUUAGGAAAUUAGUUAAUUCUAUUCUUGAAGAAUUUGGUUUAUCACUUUGCUUAUCAUCGUACAUUGUUAGUGACAAUGAAAAUAAAAUGCGUUGUGCAUUCAAUGAUGUUAAACGUAGAGGCUGUUCCGAUCAUUAUCUCAAUAAAAUACCUGAAAAAACAUUUACAGACGAAAAGAAUAUAGAACUACAAGAACCACAAAAGAUGUUUCACUUGAUAAAAGAAAUAGUUGAACAUGUUCGACGUACACAUCGGCAAAAUAAAUUAACUAAAAAAUUACAAACGUUUUCUAAAACUAGACUCAAUGGUGCGUUUUGUAUUUUUUAUGUCUUCAAUGAAAUUUUUGAAGAAAUACCGCAAGUACUUAAUACAAAGCACCUUCUUUCUUAUUCUCUUAUCGACAAUCCUAGGGAAUGUACUGGGUUCAGGUUACCCACAUACUAA